Messenger RNA from Morchella sextelata, 432 nucleotides. RefSeq lists its product as uncharacterized. Bases 1 to 432 code for a protein of 143 amino acids. Lineage: Eukaryota; Fungi; Ascomycota; Pezizomycetes; Pezizales; Morchellaceae. The transcript has 5 exons. The record is from RefSeq and is a predicted model, not a curated record.
AUGCCGUUCCUCAAAGAAGAAAGACCCCCAUCAUACGUUGCACAAACUACAUCAUCUUAUCUAGCUGGCCUCGCCUCUAACGUCUUUGCGAAGAAACGCUUCUCGAAAAAGCUAGCCUCACUGAUUGAGCGCACUAAGAAGCUCGUGAAGAAACCCUUCGAGAAGGCCGGCCUAGGGAAACCCAAGGCCCGUCAGGCUGCGGCGUUGAAGACUUCUCCUCAGGACAAUCGUGGGUCGGCCCGUCAGGCUGCGGCGUUGAAGACUUCUCCUCAGGACAAUCGUGAUCAAGAGUUCGCACGAGUCGCGUUGAUAAUCAUGAGAGCCGGCGUUCUUGAUCCAGUCUUUGUGUUCUUCUGCACAUACCCAUACCGCUAUAACCCCAUGGGUCAGGUGUUCGAGCGAGUUAGUAGGUUCACGGAGCAUUUUGACUAG